Messenger RNA from Zea mays, 1235 nucleotides. Its product is annotated as dnaJ homolog subfamily B member 3. The transcript is spliced from 6 exons. NCBI's taxonomy places the organism in Eukaryota, Viridiplantae, Streptophyta, Magnoliopsida, Poales, Poaceae. The coding region runs from base 209 to 1024 and encodes 271 amino acids. The record is from RefSeq and is a predicted model, not a curated record.
UUCUGGAGCCUUCGCGUUUAGCGUGGAACCGCAAGCCAGCCAAGCAACUUGCGCCACUCGCCUCGCCUCGCCUCGCCUCGCCCCUGUUUGUUUGCUUCUGGCCGGACCCCUUCCCCUUCUCCGGUGCACGCCACUCUGCAACCCCCCUCCUCUCGAGCAGAGCAGUCGAGCAGAGCGGCAGCCUCGGCGCGCGCCGGCGCCAGCCGACAUGACUGCCGGUCAGUGCGGCAACAUCCAGGACCAGGAGGCAGCUCCUGGCGCCGACCUCUACGCCGUGCUCGGGCUCAACAGGGAGUGCACCGACGCCGAGCUCAGGGUCGCGUACCGGAGGCUCGCCAUGAUAUGGCAUCCGGACAGGUGCUCGGCGUCCGGCAGCUCGGCGCGCGUGGAGGAGGCCAAGGAGCGGUUCCAGGAGAUCCAGGGCGCCUACUCCGUGCUCUCCGACUCCAACAAGCGGCUCCUCUACGACGUCGGCGUCUACGACAGCGAGGACGACGACGCUGACCUGUCGGGGAUGGGCGACUUCCUCGGAGAGAUGGCCGACAUGAUGAGCCAGGCCACGCCAACGGAGAGCUUCGAGGAGCUGCAGCAGCUGUUCGUGGACAUGUUCCAGGACGACCUGGACGGCGCCGGGUUCUUCGGCGGGCUUCCGACGAGCCGCAGUGCCCAGGGUCCUAGCAGCACCUCGUUGCCACCGUCGACGUCGCCAUUGCGGCCGACGCCUCCUGCAAGAAGUAAGGGUGCGCAAACACCGUCGUCGUUUAACGGCGCUGGGAGGCGGGGUUCGACGGCGAAGCGGCCGAGGACCGGUUGGGCUGGCCUGGAACCGGAUCUGGGCCUCUCUGGAUUCUGUUUCAUGGUGAGCAAGUCGAAGGAGAGGCCGGCGGCAUGGGCGUGCGACGGCGGUGACGAGAGGAGCGGCAGCAAGCAGAGGCUGUCAACGAGCCGCGACGUCUCCGGCUCCGGUGGUGGGAUGUCGCGCUCGCGCGGCAGAGCCAAAGCAGUAGAAACUUGUGGGCAGUGAACGGCCUCUAGUCUUGAAUCUUGAUUAGAGCACCGUUUAUUCACUUACUGGCUCGCGUCAGUCGUAGUAGCUCGAGGCACGUUGAAAAGGAGAGAGAAAAGAUCUGUUUCAUUCUUCAAUCUAUUCCAAGCUAGCCAUAAAUAGCCAAUCUCUUGCUGCAUUGUUUCGAUGAAUUUUUAUUUGGGAGAAAUUGAGAGUGGUUGGUAGUAAA